Molecule: messenger RNA, 3178 nt
Organism: Zerene cesonia (dogface butterfly)
Lineage: Eukaryota; Metazoa; Arthropoda; Insecta; Lepidoptera; Pieridae
Product: clumping factor B-like
Exons: 2
Coding region: 1780-2865 (361 amino acids)
Source: RefSeq, a predicted model, not a curated record
AUCGGAAUGGACUACGCGAGCGAAGCUGCGGUUUUACAUAUACAACUAUACCAAUUAGUACAGAACUUAUACAACGCAUGUACAUGGGGCGGUUUUAUCACUCGUAAGCGAUUUCUUCCAAGCAACCCAUUAUUUAUGAUAAAGAGAUAAAUCAAGUGGCAAUAAAAGACGAUUAUAACUAAUUAGGUUAAUUUAAAUUAUAAUUUUACAUAUAAAAAAUUAAGUUAAAUAAAUAAUAUAUUAAUAUGUAUAAAAUAUAAAUACAAUUAUUCUACCUUACUUAUUCACGCUAUUGAAACGUAAAUACAUAGAAAAUAAUGAAUAAUACAUAUGGUAGUCAUAAAUCAUCGUACAAUAGUAGGAAGUUAUUUUCAAUAAUAAACGACAAUAACUAAAUUUAGAUACCUAAAAGAUUCUCUAAACGUUAAUGGAAUGAAAAACGCAACACAAACAAAUAAUAGAUUUAAUUCUAUGUUCAUUUAAUACUUCUUACCUAAUUUACUAACAUUGCAGUUAAAUUAUUUACAACAACCAUUAAUAUAUGCUAAGUUCACUUAGAAAUAUGUUUAUUAAACAAAUGUUAAGCGAAUCUUAAAUCUUUUGCGUUUGCUUGACACACUUGUCUGUUAUGAAAUAGAACUGACACUGACAUACUUUCCAAUUUACUCCGAAUUAUUUUUUAAUCCGAACUAUUGAAGCGAAUUUAACUGAAAGCAUAGUGAUGUUUGAAAAGGUUCACGCUUAUUGGUAUUAGUAAAUACAAAUAUAGUAUUAUGUUAUCUGUGGUUAUAACAAGCUUUCUGCACAAUGUGUCUGUCCAUUACGCCAAUAACUGUGGAUUCAAACCCUUCUAUGAAACAAUAUGACAGUUUAUGUGCAGUGUACUUUUCUAGUCCCUAAUAAUAACAAUAUUUAUUCCAUAAUCAUACAGCAACCAACUGGGUUUUUACGAAAAUCUAACAGUUUAUAAAGAAAAAACAAUUUUAUGUACUCUUUUAAAACGAAAAUGCCUUUAAAAUAUUCAUAAUAUUACUAUAGAACAUUUUUUUUAAUUGUACAACAAUAGAAAAAAAUGAUAUUGCAUUUAUAGGAUAUCCUAUUAUAACAAUUAACGCAACGAAAUCCAUUUUUAUUCGAUAAUCGAUGUUAUGCAAGAGUUCAUAAUAGCGUUGGCCCGCAAAUAUGACGAUAGACAUUUUCCGUUUUGAAUUGCUCAAUGAAUUUAUUAUACUAGGUCGUUAAUAUGCACGUGCUUUUUCCUUUGUUUUAAUUAUAUAAUUGUGAUUUGAAUUUAUUUCAUGCCAAUUACUUUCAUUUAUUUUUUUGAGGUUUGAUAUACUGUGUUUUAUAUGGGUUCGAAACAACAACAAAUUUUAUCAUAAUGAAUUCAAAAUGCAUAUUAAAUGCACCGAAACGAGGGAGCGCGCCAUAAAGUUGUAUUAAUGAAAUAUGAGUGUCGAAGUCAAUAGAUAUAUUCAAUUUAACCAUAACAUGAAAUAAGUACUUAAUUUGAAACCACAAUCGUUAAACCAGAACGUGUUUAUUACAUUGUUGACCUGCUGUCGUCAUGAAUGGCUGGAUAUGGAACAUUAUGUAUUAAUUUUUCUACACUUGACAUACGAUAUCUCGAAGUGUCCAUAAUAAAUACGCAAAACGUACGUGCUCAUUGUUUAUUUGAUAAAAAAACUAACAAAGUAUGACGAACAAUUAUGCUCUCCUAUCAGUAAAUAGUCUAGUAUAUAAGCCACCUGUUUUGUAAUUAUUUCAAAACAGCGCAAUAUGGAGCACUAUCGGAUCGUCCUUUACGCUGUUCUAUUUAUUAUUUCCCAGUGCGAUGCCGGUGUCUGCAAUCGGAAAAAUACGGUUGUAGAAGUUAGAAUUCCACAACGCACUAAUGUAAACGUAAAAUAUCCACCUACGACAAAUCCGGUGCAAUUCGUGCCAAAUCCAUUCGGUUCUGGAAGAAAUCCUUUUGGAGAAUGCUUCACAUGCCAGAAAUCGGGCUGUAGUCGGUGUAAUAGAAAUGAAUACAAAACACCAACCUCUCUUCCUGGUUCUAGAACUAAUAUUAUUAUUGAUGUCACUGGCUCUAAAUCUAAACCAUCUACAGUACAAAUCACAAGACCUGGUACAGCAUCUCCCACUAAAAAGGGAACUCUAGUUGUUAUCCAAGGCUCAUCUUCUGCAACUAGUGACAGUAAGGCUGUAGCAAAUGGAACAGAUAACAGCGCAGCUGCAGCGGCAUCAACAUCAACCUCAAAUUCAGAAAUUGUUGCUGAUUUUGCAGAAGAGGAUACAGCUCCAGAUGGCAGUAAGAAGAAGACCGAAGAUAUAUUCGUUGCAGAUAACUCACAAUCAAAUUCAUCUGCGGUAGCCGCUGCAGCAUCCAAUGAUCCUAAAAAUGCACCAAGUGCUAAAGCUAGUGCUCCUCCAAAUGGAACACCUAAGGCUUCAGCUUCAGCAGGAAAACCGAAUAAAAGUUCUCCCAGCAGUCCUUCUUCAAGUAGUGAAGAAGAUGAUGACCAACCAAAAGACGAUAAACCAGACAAUCAAGAUGAUGAUGAUUCCUCAGAGCCUUCUCAACCAGACAAAGAAAAGAAAGACAAAGGCGCAAAGCCAUCUUCUGAUGAAGAACCAGCAUCCAGCGAAGAUCCAAAGAACUCCAGUGAAGAAGACUCCGAUAAACCAGAGAAAGAUACGAAGCCAAAAGAAUCUAAAAAGUCAGAUUUGGAUAAACCAGAUAAUGAUAAGGACUCGAAAGAUUCCAGUGAAGAAGAUCCUGAUAAAUCGGACACAGACGAAGAUAAGGAUAAGAAGGAUAAAAAGGAUGAUAAGGAUGAUAAUGAUGAUAAAAAAAGUGAAUAACUAAAAAUCCUUCUACUAUUAAGACCAAUACCACCAAAAGCAGAUGAAAAUGUAUAUAAAUCAAUUUAUAAUUUGUACAAUAAGUAAUUAAGAUGAUGCUUUGGUGUGAUAUUCCAUCAAUGUGACAUAGAUAAUAAUUAGAUAAAAGGCAAAAAGGUGUAAAUAAUUAUUAUUAUUUAUUUCUAUUUAUGAAAGCUGUAGUUUGUCGUACAAGAAGAAAUUAUUAAUUUGCAGCUUUUUUAAUAAAUAAAUACAAACAUAUACAUACUUUUUAAUUUGUGACAUAAGCAAAAAUAUUCAAUUUUCAGUUGCA